AUGGCCGUCAUGUCUGUCGCCGGCCGGCGCAUCAUGUACUUAGUAACAUUGCUUCUUGUUCUAUGUAGUACCGGUGUGUUCUCAGUUCCGACACCUAGUGGCUCGGGUGGCAGCACAUCAACCAAACCAUUUGGUACUUGCAAGUCUAUUCAAAAGAGAAAAGAAUGGCGAUCUUUGUCGAACACUGAAAAGUUCCAAUUUCUUUAUGCUAUGAACUGUAUCUUGUCUAAGCCAGGAAGGACUCCAGCAAGCAUCUAUGCUGGUGCCAAAACUAGAUAUGAUGAUUUAGUCGCCACCCAUAUCAACCAAACCUUCGAAGUUCACUAUGUCGGUCACUUCUUGCCAUUCCACCGCUAUUACACCUGGACUAUGGAGAAAAUGCUCCGUCAAGAAGCCGGUUAUACAGGUACAUUCCCGUACUGGGACUGGCAUAGAGACGUUGGACAGGGUAACACCAAGUUCUUUUCCUCUCCUAUCUGGGACGCAAAUCUCGGGUUCGGUGGAAACGGUGCCUAUCUCCCAGUCCCAGCCGCACAGGCAGCUUUCGCAGUUCCUGGACGUACCGGCGGCGGUUGCGUUACUACUGGUGCUUUCAAGAACAUGGUUGUCAAUCUCGGUCCCGGAAAUGAUUUCAGUGGUAACGGCGCUCGCUGCUUGUCUCGUGAUAUGAGCCCUUACUUCUCCGGUCGUUAUCUCUCAAAGAACCAAACCAAGGUUACCCUUGCGGCCAAGAAUUUCUAUGAAUUCGAUGUUAUUGUCGAAGGUGGUCCAUCCUUCGAGGCUUCUGGUAUUCAUGGUGGUGGUCAUUACGGCAUUGGUGGUACUUUGGGAAUAAUGGGUGAUCUUUAUGUCAGCCCUGGAGAUCCGGCUUUCUGGAUUCAUCAUUCCAACCUCGACCGCGUCUGGUGGUCCUGGCAAAAGCUUAAGACCGCUAACAUGCAAGACUUCGGAGGUCCAUCUUGUCUCAUGGACUAUUACAAGCCAGGCGAAACUCAAAAGUGUGCCAAUGCCACUACCGACAUGCCGCUCAACUUGGGAUACGCCGACAUGAUCAAGGCCAACGUUGGUGUUAAGGUCAAGGAUGUCAUGAACAUCCGUGAAAUGUGCUACGACUACGACUUCCUCCUUGAUAUAAACGGCAACGACUAUCCCAAUCCUCUCUAA
Messenger RNA from Orbilia oligospora ATCC 24927, 1164 nucleotides. RefSeq lists its product as uncharacterized. Gene Ontology annotation, molecular function: oxidoreductase activity. NCBI's taxonomy places the organism in Eukaryota, Fungi, Ascomycota, Orbiliomycetes, Orbiliales, Orbiliaceae. The coding region runs from base 1 to 1164 and encodes 387 amino acids. The transcript is spliced from 4 exons. The record is from RefSeq and is a predicted model, not a curated record.